AAUCCUGAUGCUGCAGAAGCAAAAUAUCUUCUUCCUGCCAUACAGAACAUUCAGAAUGCGAUUACAGCAACCAAUCUACAAGGACAAAUCAAAGUGUCAACAGCAAUAGAUACAACUCUUUUGGGAACUACCUUCCCUCCUUCAAAUGGGGCAUUCAGCGAUCCUGCGAAUUCAUUCAUUACCCCGAUUAUCACCUUUUUAGGCAACAAUGGAGCACCACUUCUUGCCAAUGUAUACCCCUACUUUGCCUAUAUCGGUAACCCUAUUGACAUAAAACUAGAAUAUGCCUUGUUUACAUCACCAGGGGUAGUGGUACAGGAUGGUAGUAAUGGGUACCAGAACAUCUUUGAUGCUUGGUUGGAUGCUCUAUACUCUGCUCUUGAAAAAGCAGGGGCACCCAACAUGGCUAUAGUUGUAUCCGAGAGCGGUUGGCCAUCUGAAGGUGGUGAUGCUGCAACUACUGGUAAUGCAGGAACAUACUACAGCAAGUUGAUCAAUCAUGUGAAGACCGGGACUCCGAAGAGGCCUAAUGGAGCUAUUGAAACUUAUCUGUUUGCCAUGUUUGAUGAAAACCUCAAGGAUGGUGCAGCAGUUGAGAAACAUUUUGGUAUCUUCUCCCCUAACAAGCAGCCUAAGUACCAACUCACCUUUGGUUAG
Argentina anserina (silverweed cinquefoil) is the source of this 657-nucleotide messenger RNA. RefSeq names its product glucan endo-1,3-beta-glucosidase-like. The annotation marks the transcript as partial. Gene Ontology annotation, cellular component: plasma membrane. Lineage: Eukaryota; Viridiplantae; Streptophyta; Magnoliopsida; Rosales; Rosaceae. Gene Ontology annotation, biological process: carbohydrate metabolic process. Gene Ontology annotation, molecular function: hydrolase activity, hydrolyzing O-glycosyl compounds. The transcript has a single exon. The record is from RefSeq and is a predicted model, not a curated record.